CCGCCGCCGCCGCGCCCCGCCCGCCCUGUGCCGCCCGCGCCGCGGGACGCGCCGCCCCACGCACACGCUCGCCGCGCCCGGCUCCGCGCAGCUCCCGGCGGCCUGGGCGAAAACGCGCCCCGGCCCCGCGCACCGAGACUUUUGUCCCCUAGCGUUUGACACUGAGUACCAAAGAAAUGGUGAUGGAGAAGCCAAGUCCCCUGCUCGUAGGGCGGGAGUUCGUGAGACAGUACUACACCCUGCUAAACAAAGCUCCUGACUUCUUGCACAGGUUUUAUGGCAGGAAUUCUUCUUAUGUUCAUGGAGGACUGGAUGCCAGUGGGAAACCGCAAGAAGCAGUGUAUGGUCAAGCUGAGAUACACAAGAAGGUGAUGUCUCUGCAGUUCAGUGAGUGCCACACCAAGAUCCGUCACGUGGACGCCCACGCCACUCUGAGCGAUGGGGUGGUGGUGCAAGUCAUGGGAGAGCUGUCCAACAACGGGCAGCCCAUGAGGAAGUUCAUGCAGACUUUUGUGCUUGCUCCAGAGGGAUCUGUUCCAAACAAGUUCUAUGUCCAUAAUGAUAUCUUCAGAUACGAAGAUGAAGUAUUUGGGGAUUCAGAAGGAGAACUUGAUGAAGAAUCUGAGGAAGAGGUGGAAGAGGAGCAGGAGGAAAGACAACCAUCACCUGAACCUGUGCAAGAGAAUGCAAGCAGUACUUAUUAUGAGAACCAUCCUGUAACCAAUGGGAUAGAGGAGGCGCUGGAAGAAUCUUCUCAUGAACCUGAGCCAGAAUUGGAAUCUGAAACAAAAGCGGAGGAGCUGAAAGCUGAAGUGGAAGAAAAGACCCUUGAGGAGCUAGAAGAGAAAUCUCCAUCUCCACCUCCUGUAGAACCUGUUUCGCUGCCGCAAGAACCACCAAAGGCUUUCUCUUGGGCUUCAGUGACCAGUAAAAACCUGCCUCCUAGUGGUACUGUUUCUUCCUCUGGAAUUCCACCCCAUGUUAAAGCACCAGUCUCACAGCCAAGAGUGGAAACUAAACCUGAAGCUCAGUCUCAACCUCCUCGCGUUCGUGAGCAGCGUCCCAGGGAAAGACCGGGUUUUCCACCACGAGGACCUCGGCCAGGAAGGGGAGACAUGGAGCAGAACGAGUCGGAUAACCGUCGGAUAAUUCGCUAUCCGGACAGCCACCAGCUCUUUGUUGGGAACUUGCCGCACGACAUUGAUGAGAGUGAACUGAAAGAGUUCUUCAUGAGCUUUGGAAAUGUGGUAGAGCUUCGCAUAAAUACCAAGGGAGUGGGAGGAAAACUGCCUAACUUUGGGUUCGUGGUGUUUGACGAUUCUGAGCCGGUCCAGCGAAUUUUAGUUGCAAAACCCAUAAUGUUCCGCGGGGAGGUGCGCCUGAACGUGGAAGAGAAAAAAACCCGAGCCGCCCGCGAGCGAGAGACGCGCGGCGGCGGCGACGAGCGCAGGGACCUCCGCCGCAACGAGAGAGGCCCGGGGGGGCCCCGCGGCAUAGUGGGUGGCGGCAUGAUGCGGGACCGGGACGGACGAGGACCUCCUCCGCGAGGCGGCAUGGCACAGAAACUCGGCUCCGGACGAGGAACCGGGCAGAUGGAGGGCCGUUUCACUGGACAGCGUCGCUGAGAUCUCCGCUGUGGGCAGACAGUCUCGGCAGUGGUACAUUAUCCAUCGUGUUUGCAUUCUUGUUAAUUUUUUUUUUUAGCUUUGGAAUGUGACACAGCCCUUCUGAUCGUUUCUUUGAUGUGAAAACAUCCUUUGGUUUCCGGUUUAAAUUGAGGUGGACGUUUUUCCCCCAGUUUCGCAACAGGAGUCACACUCUUAAUUUAUAAAUGUGUACGUGGAGAAUUGAAGACUAAAAAUAAAGAAAAAAGAAAAAGAAACAAAAGAAAAGACCAGUUAACUAUCUGCAACAGAAGCUGAACUAAAGGACAUGCCCAGUAGAAAUCAGGUCCUUUCAGUCAAAAACCCUCUGCUGCACAUUUUGUGUAAGUGUUACCGUUCCUGCCUACUACUGUUGGAAACACAAAUAGUGCGAUUUGUGCAAUUGGAGAAGCUUGCCUUUUUUUUUGUUCCUUCUUAGAACACUCGGCUCCAAACAAACUCGUGUUUACGCACUCAUCAAAAUGCACUAAUGGGUCCUCUGAACUCAUUUAUACUGACAGCUGCAGGAGGCAUCGGAGGGAAAACCUUCAUCCUCUUACUCAGACAGAAUAGCUUGGGGAACGAUGCGGGCAUCUGCUCUGCUUGCUGUGACCAACCUCUGUACACACACAAACCUUAAUAAGACUACACCUUUGUUCCGGAAGGAAUCCAGUUAGCUGUAACCAGAACCCAGAGUUUCCGAGUCGUAGCCCUGAGUAUGCAACAAGUUGGAUAGCUCACGUCAGAUUUUUCUAUCCGCCCCUCUUCAGUGCAGGGAUGGCUGCUCAACACACUCCUCCUUCCCCUUCCCCCUUCGAGAAGCGUUGUACAGUGAAACUUGUCUUGACUGUAUUUGAGUUCUCUGGUAAUGUAAUAAGCAUGAUGGUGCCUUCUAUGAAUACAUCAUUCCAGUCUUGCUGGUGAUUUUGUACAGUAUAGUGUAUGAAGUACUGUGCUGCGAAGCCAAGCGGCUGCAAAGCAUUUAAAUAAUUGGAAAAUUGUAUUUAAAAAAUUGCAGUAUCUUUCAAUGAGUAAACGUUGCGAAAGUGAUCAUCCACCUUGCUCUUCAAUUAACAAGUUUGCCUGUUUUUUUUGCAGUGGGGGGGAAGGGAGGAUGAAGGCAUCCGAGUAGUCUCCAGGUUGUCUCUUUUCUUUAAUCAGUGUCAGAGUUACAGAAAGUGGAGUUCUAAUCUCUCUUGGACCUGAAUGUCAGAAGUCAGUCCAGAAUGCUGGAUGCUUCUGGCCAGCUGGUAAUGGGUAGACCUAAGCAUCCUUUGUGAAGGUGAGCUUAUCAAACGGGGAUACUGCAAUUUUCAGAGAACUAAACAGCAGCUCUCCAGUUCUUGCAUUUUCCAGUUGCACUUUUUAAAAAACUUGUACUCAUUUUGCACAUAACUCUCAGCUGAUGUUGACACCGGCGCGGCUCUGGCCCGACGGAUAGAAAGGAGGCAUCCUCUUGUGCGGUGUGACUGGCGGGCUCUCGUGGAGAGGUGUGUGUGGAUGGUGUCCCGGAGCUCAUUCCCCCGCAGCGCGGGCGGGCCCGCUGCCGGGAGCGCAGGGGGUGCUCGUGCUGCGUCCCUGCAGAGGCGUGACCGCCAGCAGCUGCCUCCGAACCUGGAAGACUUCAAGUUAAACAAGGGCAAGGGCAAGCACAAGCAGGGAGGGCAUCCUGGCAGCCUGGCUCUGCAUUAUGCAAUCGUUUGUGUGUUUGGAGUAGCGCGGAGGAUGUUGCUCGUCUUUUCUGAUACGCUAGGCAAGGGGAAGUGGCGCCUGUGCCUGUUCUCUCCCAGACUUGAGGUCUUCUGUGUUCCAUGGUAAGUCUUGCACUAUUUUCAUAUGCUUUUUUUUUGGGACACAUUUCUAGCAAUUGGCAUUUUCAUAUUUCAGUUUUUUUGUUGAAGGUCUUGCCAUUUCAGCUGCUACCUGGAAAUCUGUAGUACUUGAACUGCUCGCCACACAACUCCGCUCCUUAGGUUUGAAGCCCUCGGACAAAUUGCUGUCAUCAGUUAGCAGUUUGCCACCAGUGUGGUUUGUGUAGCCCGGAGGUUGUUUUUUCCUUCUGUAGUGCUGUGGUGUUCUGCUGCCACCUAAUUCGUUUGUAUGGCAAAUGGCACUGGAAAUAAUUGACAACAGAAACGGAGUAGUAAAAAGAGCUCCUGAGCCAUUCUGCUUUUUGGCUUGCUUCUUGUUUAAGUGACACGAACCCUUGGAACAUCAUCCAGAGAAGUUUACAUGGUGAUAGCUCACCUGCUGUACUGUGGACUCUUGCGUGUUCUUGACCCUCUUAAUAGUACAUGUACCUCUUAGAGCAAAGGAAGGGAUUCACUGACCAUUACUGUUAGUCGCUGAUUUGUGAAUGGUGGGAGUAUUUCGUCAUUACGGUUCUACUUCAACAAACUUGGCUGACCAUCCUGACUUUAGUAGGUAUUUGAGACAGUGGAUUACCAUCUUUAUUGCUGUAACUUGUCGAGCAUUAUAUGCUAGUAGAUUCUAGUUUAAUUGUUGCAGGUGGAAAGUAUUUUUACUUUUGAGUUUCCAUUCUGAAUGUGUUUUGACUAAACAUGCCAAUAAACUACUGAUGUCUGCAGCAUUUA
This is a messenger RNA of Motacilla alba alba, 4237 nucleotides long. It is a transcript of the gene G3BP2, whose product is annotated as G3BP stress granule assembly factor 2. The record is from RefSeq and is a predicted model, not a curated record. The transcript is spliced from 12 exons. Gene Ontology annotation, cellular component: ribonucleoprotein complex; cytosol. The coding region runs from base 177 to 1625 and encodes 482 amino acids. NCBI's taxonomy places the organism in Eukaryota, Metazoa, Chordata, Aves, Passeriformes, Motacillidae. Gene Ontology annotation, molecular function: mRNA binding.